AUGUUGGCAGCUCUGCUGAUCGCCCUCAGCUGCCUCAGCCUCCACACCCUCGGCAGCGGUGUCCACCCAUCUCUCCCCUGGCAGAAUAUUUCCAUCCAGAACCUGAGCCUGGCUCCAGACACAUUUGAUGAUGCCUAUGUGGGCUGCUCGGAGGAGAUGGAGGAGAAAGCAGUGCUUCUGCUAGAGAAGGAGAUGGCCAACCAUGCCCUGCUGCGGGAGUCCUGGGAGACAGCCCAGAAGGCCUGGGAGCAAAAACGUCCAGGGCUCAUUCUGCCUCCUGGCUUCAGAAGCCAGCACGGAAUCGCCAUCAUGGUCUACACCAACUCAUCCAACACUUUGUACCGGGAGCUGAACCAGGCUGUGCGGACUGGCGGUGGCUCCUGGGAGUCCUACAUGAACCACUUCCCUUUCAAGGCCCUGCAUUUCUACCUGACCCGGGCCCUGCAGCUGCUGCGGGGCAGUGGGGGCUGUAGCAGGGAACCCGGGCAGGCAGUGUUCCGUGGCGUGGGCACCAUUUGCUUUGAACCCAAGAAUGUGGGGGACUCUAUCCGCUUGGGCCAGUUUACCUCUAGCUCCCUGGAUGAGGCAGUGGCCCACAGAUUUGGUAAUGCCACCUUCUUCUCUCUAAGGACUUGCUUUGGGGCCCCAAUCCAGGCCCUGUCUGUCUUUCCUGAGGAGCGUGAGGUGCUGAUCCCCCCCUAUGAAGUCUUCGAGGUGACGAGUUUCUCUAAGGAAGGAAACAAAAGCCUGAUGACUCUCUCCAGCAGUGAUCAGAUGUGCAGCCACUUUAACUGCGCCUAUCUGGGUGAGAAGAAGAGGCUGAGCUGUGAGUCUGUGCCAACAGGCGGGCAGGCAGACUCACUCUCCAAAGGGCCUUUCCUCUGCUCUCCUGGAAGACCCUGCUCUUGGCCUCUUGGGGGUUCCAGCUCUUAG
Molecule: messenger RNA, 933 nt
Organism: Rangifer tarandus platyrhynchus (Svalbard reindeer)
Lineage: Eukaryota; Metazoa; Chordata; Mammalia; Artiodactyla; Cervidae
Source: the annotation of a GenBank genome assembly